This is a messenger RNA of Piliocolobus tephrosceles (Ugandan red Colobus), 2148 nucleotides long. RefSeq names its product integrin subunit beta 6 (gene ITGB6). Gene Ontology annotation, biological process: cell-cell adhesion; cell adhesion mediated by integrin; integrin-mediated signaling pathway. The coding region runs from base 1 to 2148 and encodes 715 amino acids. Gene Ontology annotation, molecular function: integrin binding. The record is from RefSeq and is a predicted model, not a curated record. Lineage: Eukaryota; Metazoa; Chordata; Mammalia; Primates; Cercopithecidae. The transcript is spliced from 15 exons. Gene Ontology annotation, cellular component: integrin alphav-beta6 complex; cell surface; focal adhesion.
AUGAUCACGUACAAGGUGGCUGUGCCCUGGGAGGUGCAGAAACCUGUGAAGACUGCCUGCUCAUUGGACCUCAGUGUGCCUGGUGUGCUCAGGAGAAUUUUACCCAUCCAUCUGGAGUUGGUGAAAGGUGGUGCGCAGACUCUGCAGGUGCAUGUCCGCCAGACUGAGGACUACCCGGUGGAUUUGUAUUACCUCAUGGACCUCUCCGCCUCCAUGGAUGAUGACCUCAACACAAUCAAGGAGUUGGGCUCCCGGCUUUCCAAAGAGAUGUCUAAAUUAACCAGCAACUUUAGACUGGGCUUCGGAUCUUUUGUGGAAAAACCUGUAUCCCCUUUUGUGAAAACAACACCAGAAGAAAUUGCCAACCCUUGCAGUAGUAUUCCAUACUUCUGUUUACCUACAUUUGGAUUCAAGCACAUUUUGCCAUUGACGAAUGAUGCUGAAAGAUUCAAUGAAAUUGUGAAGAAUCAGAAAAUUUCUGCUAAUAUCGACACACCCGAAGGUGGAUUUGAUGCAAUUAUGCAAGCUGCUGUGUGUAAGGAAAAAAUUGGUUGGCGGAAUGACUCCCUCCACCUCCUGGUCUUUGUGAGUGAUGCUGAUUCUCAUUUUGGAAUGGACAGCAAACUGGCAGGCAUCGUCAUUCCUAAUGACGGGCUCUGUCACUUGGACAGCAAGAAUGAAUACUCCAUGUCAACUGUCUUGGAAUAUCCAACAAUUGGACAACUCAUUGAUAAACUGGUACAAAACAACGUGUUAUUGAUCUUCGCUGUAACCCAAGAACAAGUUCAUUUAUAUGAGAAUUACGCAAAACUUAUUCCUGGAGCUACAGUAGGGCUACUUCAGAAGGACUCCGGAAACAUUCUCCAGCUGAUCAUCUCAGCUUAUGAAGAACUGCGGUCUGAGGUGGAACUGGAAGUAUUAGGAGACACUGAAGGACUCAACUUGUCAUUUACAGCCAUCUGUAACAACGGUACAUUCUUCCAACACCAAAAGAAAUGCUCUCACAUGAAAGUGGGAGACACAGCUUCCUUCAACGUGACUGUGAAUAUCCCAAACUGUGAGAGAAGAAACAGGCACAUUAUCAUAAAGCCUGUGGGGCUGGGGGACGCCCUGGAAUUACUUGUCAGUCCAGAAUGCAACUGCGACUGUCAGAAAGAAGUGGAAGUGAACAGCUCCAAAUGUCACCACGGGAACGGCUCCUUCCAGUGUGGGGUGUGUGCCUGCCACCCUGGCCACAUGGGGCCUCGCUGUGAGUGUGGCGAGGACAUGCUGAGCACAGAUUCCUGCAAGGAGGCCCCAGAUCAUCCCUCCUGCAGUGGAAGGGGUGACUGCUACUGUGGGCAGUGUAUCUGCCACUUGUCUCCCUAUGGAAACAUUUAUGGGCCUUAUUGCCAGUGUGACAAUUUUUCCUGCGUGAGACACAAAGGGCUGCUCUGCGGAGACAAUGGCGACUGUGACUGUGGUGAGUGUGUAUGCAGGAGCGGCUGGACUGGCGAGUACUGCAACUGCACCACCAGCACGGACUCCUGCAUCUCUGAAGACGGAGUUCUCUGCAGCGGGCGCGGGGACUGCGUUUGUGGGAAGUGUGUUUGCGCAAACCCGGGAGCCUCAGGACCAACCUGUGAACGAUGUCCUACCUGUGGUGACCCCUGUAACUCUAAACGGAGCUGCAUUGAGUGCCACCUGUCAGCAGCUGGCCAAGCCCGAGAAGAAUGUGUGGACAAGUGCAAACUAGCUGGUGCGACCAUCAGUGAAGAAGAAGAUUUCUCAAAGGAUGGUUCUGUUUCCUGCUCUCUGCAAGGAGAAAAUGAAUGUCUUAUUACAUUCCUGAUAACUACAGAUAAUGAGGGGAAAAGCAUCAUUCACAGCAUCAGUGAAAAAGAUUGUCCAAAGCCUCCAAACAUUCCCAUGAUCAUGUUGGGGGUUUCCCUGGCUAUUCUUCUCAUCGGGGUUGUCCUGCUGUGCAUCUGGAAGCUGCUGGUGUCAUUUCAUGAUCGUAAAGAAGUUGCCAAAUUUGAAGCAGAACGAUCAAAAGCCAAGUGGCAAACGGGAACCAAUCCACUCUACAGAGGCUCCACGAGUACUUUUAAAAAUGUAACUUAUAAACACAGGGAAAAACAAAAGGUGGACCUUUCCACAGAUGGAUAG